CUCUAACGAGAAAGGCAGGAAAGUGACUAAUGGUGAAUUAUGGUGGUGAUAUGGCCGACUUAGACUGCUCAACGAAGGAGCAAAACUGCCGUGGUUGUGGACUAGCAAUACGGGACGAGCCAUACGUCCAAGCGCUAGGCUGGGACUGGCAUCCAGCUUGUUUUAGAUGUACCAAGUGCAAUAGAUGUCUUUCCAACUGGUAUUUUGAGAAAGAUGGCCGCCUGUACUGCCGCAAUGACUACUGGAGCAAGUUCGGUGAAGCCUGCAAUGGAUGUGCCCAGAUCAUCACGGGACCGGUCAUGGUUGCAGGUGAUCACCGCUACCACCCGGAGUGUUUCAUCUGCUGCCACUGCCACGAAUUCAUCGGAGAUGGAGAGACCUACGCACUCGUCGAAAGGUCCAAACUUUUCUGCCGAACAUGCUACCAGAAGGUGAUGAAGCCCCUGCUGGCGGCAACUCCCCGCCGCCGCAAGCCCCACUCCAUCCAGUUGGUGGAGAUCCCCCCCACCCCCGACGGCACACGGGGGCUGCAGCUACAGAUGGAGAGGGACAUGCACUACAUCCGACCCACCAGCAUUGACAGCGUCAAGAUGAAGCCGCUCAUAAAGAUAUCAGAACUCGACCUGAGUCCAGAGUUGGAGGCUCUCAACAUCGGCGACCGCAUCCUGGAGGUGAACGGCACCACGGUGAGGGACAAGACGGUGCGGGAGGUUGACUCCCUGCUGAAGAACACAUCGGACGUGAUACAGAUCACUGUGGAGAGGGAUCAGUCCCCCAUCCGCAUCUGUGACACCCUGUCCCCCACCAGCGACAGCAGCACAACACCAUCAUCACCAGAAGAGGUCCUCAUCGACAAGGUCCCAGUGAGACUCCGCUCCAAGACUUCCCUCAGGGCCAGAAACUACAGUCCGACCCGACGACGCAGCAAGUCCCCCUCCCCCGUCCCCGCCUGCAGACAGAAGAGCGUCGACCUGGGGAGGUCUCACUCCCUCCGGGUGCAGUCACAGUCCCACCGUGUCUUCCGGGCCAGCGACCUCAUCAUCGGGGAUGUGCUGGGGCAGGGGUUCUUUGGCCAAGCCAUCAAGGUAACCCACCGAGUCACAGGGGAAGUCAUGGUGCUCAAGGAACUCUUCAAGUUUGAUGAAGAGGGUCAAAAGAGCUUCCUGCAUGAGGUGUCUCUGCUGCGGAAUCUGGACCAUCCGUGUGUGCUCAAGUUUAUGGGAGUCCUUUACCGGGACAAGAAGCUCAACCUAGUCACAGAGUUCGUAGCUGGCGGGACACUGACGGACAUGCUCCGAGACAUGGAGCAAGACAUCACAUGGGAGGACAGGAUCAAGAUAGCCAGGGACAUCUCAUCCGGGAUGGCGUACCUCCACUCCAUGGACAUUAUCCAUCGAGACCUCAACUCCAACAACUGCCUGGUCCGAGAGGACAAGAGAGUGGUGGUAGCAGACUUCGGUCUGGCAAAGAUCAUCCCCAGACAGAGAGACAUGUUUUUCUGGGGGCGAGAGAAGGAGAAGGAGACAAAGGACAGAGACAAAUCUAACCGCUCAUCCAAGAAACGUUUCUCCCGCCGCAAACGUUACACUGUAGUCGGCAGUCCCUAUUGGAUGGCUCCUGAGAUGAUGACGACAGGCGUGUAUGAUGAGAAGGUCGACGUCUUCUCCUACGGCAUCGUUGUCUGUGAGGUCAUCUCCAGAGUAUUUGCAGACCCAGAGUUUCUUCCAAGAACCAUGGAUUUCGGACUGAACGUCGAGAUGUUCGAGAAACGUUUCUGUGAGGAUUGUCCAAGACCGUUCUUUAUGCUUGCCGUCAUGUGCUGCCUGAUGUCACCGGACAACAGGCCAACGUUCGAGAAGAUCAACCAGUUGUGCGAGGCCCUACAUUUGUACAUUAGCCACAGCGUGCCGCUUCCACCUGAGCUCUUCGGAGACCCUGUGGCAUAUUACAAAAAAUACAAGAUUAAUCCAUUCACUCCCACCAGCAAUAACACGGACACUCCCAACAAUCGUAAUUCUAGUCUUGAAACCAUUACAGAACUGAAGCGGGCCAAUGGCCACACGACAUCACCAGAACAAAGCCCACAAUAGCCUGACUCCGGGGAUGAACUGACCGUCAUUGGGGCUGUAUUGCACAAAGCGAUCUCAGCACUUCAAAUGUCAAAUCAAGACUAUCGUCUU
Molecule: messenger RNA, 2180 nt
Organism: Haliotis rufescens (red abalone)
Lineage: Eukaryota; Metazoa; Mollusca; Gastropoda; Lepetellida; Haliotidae
Product: LIM domain kinase 1-like
Exons: 14
Coding region: 30-2090 (686 amino acids)
Biological process (GO): actin cytoskeleton organization; protein phosphorylation
Cellular component (GO): cytoplasm; nucleus
Molecular function (GO): ATP binding; protein serine/threonine kinase activity; protein binding
Source: RefSeq, a predicted model, not a curated record